Talaromyces proteolyticus is the source of this 858-nucleotide messenger RNA. Its product is annotated as CAP domain-containing protein. Bases 1 to 858 code for a protein of 285 amino acids. Lineage: Eukaryota; Fungi; Ascomycota; Eurotiomycetes; Eurotiales; Trichocomaceae. Gene Ontology annotation, cellular component: extracellular region. The record is from RefSeq and is a predicted model, not a curated record. The transcript is spliced from 3 exons.
AUGAAGGGUUCUCUCAUGCUCGGUGCCUUGUGCGCCCUCGGCGCUGCUGCCAGUCCGCUCAACAAGCGAGUUUUCGUGACCGACGUCGAGGUCACUGUUGUUACCGUCACUGUUACCGAGACGCCAAGCGCCAUCCCCUCGUCGACUUCAACUUCCACUUCCACGUCCAUCACCCAGGCCGCCGCUCCCAAAAUCGUUAAUGAAGCCCACCAGGAGCCGACCUACUCAUGGCCACCAUGGCCCACCACCACCUCUGCCUCGUUGACCUCGAUCUCGUCAACCUCGGUGGUCAUUCCCCCAACCACCACCGUCCCCGUUGAGACCUCCACCUCCACCAGCGCUGUUCCCACUGGCACUGGAGAUUCCUACCAGCAGAUGCUGCUCGACUCUCACAACAUUCACCGCUCCAACCACUCUGCUCCAGCUUUGUCAUGGAACGACACUCUAGCCGAAAGUGCCCUGGCUUUAGCCAAUACCUGCGACUACCACCACGACACAUCUCUUGGCCCUGCCUCCUCCUAUGGCCAGAACAUCGCUUAUGGCGUUGAUAUGACUGAAGUCAACAAGAUCAUCACCGACAUGAUGUACAACGACGAAAUGAUGUACUAUCAGGAUCUGUAUGGCCAAGCCAAUCCCGAUAUGAGCAACUUUGAGCACUGGGGCCACUACAGUCAGAUUGUCUGGGUCAACACCCAAUCCGUAGGCUGUGCCACGGUGACCUGCUCUCCUCUGGCCGAGUCGGGCUCGAACGACGCGCUGCCGUUCACCGUGUGCGACUACUACCCAGCUGGAAACUACGGCGGUGAAUACGCCGACAACGUUCUGCAGCCACUGGGCCAGGCCAUGGUUCAAGUCUAA